This is a messenger RNA of Hyla sarda, 5007 nucleotides long. RefSeq names its product interleukin-10 receptor subunit beta-like. The record is from RefSeq and is a predicted model, not a curated record. The transcript has 10 exons. Gene Ontology annotation, molecular function: protein binding. NCBI's taxonomy places the organism in Eukaryota, Metazoa, Chordata, Amphibia, Anura, Hylidae. The coding region runs from base 245 to 1729 and encodes 494 amino acids.
UAAGAUGUGUUAAAGGAGCCGGAGGAGUGGUCAAGGAUUUAUCAAGUGCGAAAGUCGAACAAAAAGUCGCAACAGCCCGGACCUGGCUUACAAAACUUGCUUUGGAGAGCGGAAUAAAAGCAUAGUCUGCCGGCCUCAUUCCGUUUUCGGUGUGAUUUUGAUAUUGCCCACACCUGUUACUUGCCCCAGGUUUCAGAACAUGGUCAGGAAAAGGAUGUGAUGCGGUGUGUGAUCUGCACCCGAUAUGAUGGGGCUGCAAGCUUUUUUCCUUGCUUGCUAUUGUGUGUUACAAGUUUAUGGUGCUCUACUACCUCCAGAGAACCUAAAAAUCUCCUCUGAAAAUUUCAAGCACAUCCUGACCUGGGAAGAUGCCAGCAAAGAGUCCCCCAUCUACUACCGCGUGGAGUAUUCAGAACUUUACCAUAAUUCAUAUAAGACUGCAAAAGAUUGCGCCAAUGUCACCAUCCGGCACUGUGACCUGACUAAGGACUUCACAGAUAUCUUUAAGCUUUACAAAGUAAGAGUCAGAAGUUUUACAGAACAGGACUCCUCAUUUUCUGGCACCAGUGUGACCAUGACACCAUCAGAAGACACCGUACUGGGUCCAGCUCGAGUAGAUGUUGUUGCAUGCGAACGCUGCAUCAAUGUGUCCGUCCAGCCUCCAGUCUCUCAUUUAUGGAGUGAAGACGAGCAGCAGUAUGUAAGCAUGGUUAGUAAAGAUGGCUUUGGACGUAUGGAAUGCCGUAUUGAGGUGACGGUCAUGAAUGAGGUCAUACGCACCGAAAAUACAGAUCUCAGGGAGAAGAAUUAUCUGGUUAUCCCCAACCUGCUGCCAAAUACCAACUACUGUGUCUCUGUGACUAUCGUAUCGAAGUCUUUUCUAAACAACAAGCCUUCAAUUCCAUCCGAAGUGAAAUGUGUCGUCACAGAAUACCGUGAGAACGGGAGGAGCACUAUGGUCUAUAUCAUUAUGUCGGUGGUCUGCGGAGUCCUGCUCUUGAUCAGUAUAGUCCUUGUCUUAACAGGACUGGACAUUGCUGGAUAUAUCUGCCGGGCGAGGACCUUAAUCCCAAAAGUUUUGAAAUCCAUACCAACUUCUGACAGCCUCUUCAUUGACUCUAGUGAAUUUACCUCUCCAACAUUUUCUUUUCCUGUGGAAAUAAUAAGUAAAAAUUUUGAGGUGAAAGAUAACACAGAAUGUGAGGUUAAGAACUGUGAAGGAGGCUAUGCAAACAGGAAAAAACUUGUGGACAGUGACACAAGCGGCACAACCACCACAAGUGGAGAACUUCCUUCAGCCGUCUCAUCCUCCGUAGGGUCAAGCGGACAGACCGACGGUUCUGCUGAGGAGGACAUCUCUGCGGGAAGUCUAGGAAAUAUUUUGCCCACUGUUGUAUCCUUUACCCCUGUGCCAGUCAGCGCCACAGAGGACUCUUCAAACCUCCCGUUCAAUGCGGGUGGGGUCUUCAACGUAAAUCUGAACACUGUUUCCAUAGCAGAUCCUGUGGAUGUCUGGAAAGGCUUCAGACUGGUGGAGGUUCCCCAGGAGGAGGCAAAAGACUUGAUGGAGUCAGAGGAAGCUGAAAUUUCAUCAGAACCUCACAAUAGCAUCUGUAUAGAGGUUGAUGACCUGGAGGAAGAAUACUGUAGUGAGGAGGACGAGGAGGAGGACAGUUCAGAGAAUAAUGACUCUGAUAGCCACCUGGUAUCAGGCUACAUGAGAAGAUGAUGAACUUCAUUCCGUACUGCACUUCCUUUCACUUACUUUUACAAAACAACAUUAUAUAUACAGUGAUCCCUCAACUUACAAUGGCCUCAACAUACAAUAGUUUCAACAUACAAUGGUCUUUUCUGGACCAUUGUAAGUUGAAAGCAGACUCAACAUACAAUGUACAGACAGUCCAGAUCUGUGAAACUUGUCAAUAGUCGGAAGAACUGACCAAUCAGAAUGGGCAAUUUACUGGUAAAACACCUGUAUUACUGAAGUGCAUGCACUGACUGGCUGUCUGAUAGCGCCCCCUACAGUACAGGGAGGUAUUACAUGUUCUGUACUACUCUUUACCUGUAUCAGGGUUAGCUGCUCCUUUGGACACCAGCUAAGGGCGACUCCAUGUUACUUUUUUAGGACUCUGUGUACUGUACAGGAUCCUGAAGAAGAUCCUGUCCUCUACAUAGACCAGUGUUUCCCAAGCACGGUGCCCCCAGCUGUUGCAAAACUACAACUCCCAGAAUGCCGGGAGUUGUAGUUUUGCAACAGCUGGAAGCUCCCUGCUUGGAAAACACUGACAUAGACAGUGAUUACAGCUCCCAGCAGAUCUUUAUUACUUUUAUAUAUAAGGAUUUGCUUUAUCUAUAUUAGUUAUCUACUUAUUUUUCUUUAAUUCUCACUUUUUCCUAUUUUUGGAUGACACUUUGGAUCUUUAGAACCAAUUACCAGAAUUCCAUAGAGUUCUUGUCUCAACAUACAAUGGUUUCAACAUACAAUGGUCAUCCCAGAACCAAUUAAUAUUGUAACUUGAGGGACCACUGUGUAUGUGUGUGUGUGUGUGUGUGUGUGUGUGUGUGUGUGUGUGUGUGUGUGUGUAUAAUAUAUAUAUUACCAUAACAUUAGAACCCUGUGUCCAAUUUUGGUUAGGACCACCAAAACAGGUCUGACCUGCCAAGUCUUGGGCUCCACAAGAUUUCUGAAGGUGUUCUUUGGUAUCGGGCAUUAAGACCUUAGUAAUUUAUGAGGUGACCAGGCGUCGGUUUGCUGCUUUUCCUUCCUCGGAGCACAUUUGUUAGGUACCGACCACUACAUACCAGAAACUUCAGAAGUCCAGUCGUAGCGUUUUUGGAGAUUCUCUGAUCCAGUUGUCUAGAAGUCACUAUUUGGGCCUUGUCGGAGUCUCUCAAACUCUUGUGCUUACCCGUUUAUUUUUUUUUUCUGCUUCCAAUGAGAAGUGACUGAUCACAUGCUACCUAAUAUAUCCCACCCCCUGAGGCACCAUUCUUUUCAGAUAAUCAAUGUCAUUCAUGUCACUUUUUACUGGUUUUAACCCCUAGAUGAUGCAGGGUGGACCUUGUGGUCUGGGACUUAACACACCAGGGCGUAACUGUACGCCCUGGAGCACUAAAAGACAUGAAGCAAAAGCUGCACUUGUUUUAUAGAGGUGAGUGAAGGCUACCAUCAGCAGUGGGACACUCACCGCUAAUGACGGCCAAAGGCAAUCCCACUGCUUUUCGUCAUUAACCCUUUAGAUUUGGUGAUCAAGGGCGAUCACGGUGUCUAAAGCAUUAAAUCCCACAUGCCUAUAGCUCAGGGAGUUCAUGGAACUCCCACAAGGUAAUCGUGGGGGUCCAAGGAGCUAUACUGGCAGCAGAUCGGCCCCAUACCUGUCGCUGGAUCGCCGAUCCAAUGAUGCAUCCUGUAGUGCCAAUCAGACUGUAUAAGCAUAGCAUUGUAUAGUGAAUGCAAUUUAAUGAUUAUAUGUAAAUGUCCCCUAUGGGAACUUAAAAAGUGUAAAAUAAAUUAAAAAAACAUCUAAAAUUAUAUAAAUUAUGUAACAGCUCCUCCCUUCAUAAAAAAAAAAUCACUCUUCUUUUCCCAUUUUACAUAAUUAACAUAUUUGUUAUCACCACGUGCGUAAUUUUCCAAACUAUUAAAAUAUAAUUUUUAAGAUCCCUGAUGGUAAAUGUAACAAAAUACCAGAGGCCAUACAAAUACGGAUUUUUGGUCACAUCAUGUAUCAGAAGAAAAUUAAUAAAAAAGUAAUCAAAAAGUCCCAUCCAAACAAAAAUGGUGCUGACUGGUAAAAACUACAGAUCACAGUGCAAAAAGUGACCCUCACACAUCACCCUAUACGGAAAAAGACAGUUUUAGGCAUACUUAUUUUGUUAAAUCUUUUUUUCUAAGUAGAACAAUAAUAGGAAAACUAUAUAAACUGGGUAUCGUUUUAUUUGCACUGACCCACAGAAUACAGUAACCCCUCGACCUACGAUGGCCCCGACAUAUGAUAAAAUCGACAUACGAUGGCCUCUCAGAGGCCAUCGCAUGUCGAUGUCAGCAUCGACAUACGAUGCUUUUAUAUGUCGGGGCCAUCGCAUUAACUGCUAUCCGACAGCGCAAAAUGCUUAAGCUGCUGCCGGAUAGCAGUGUAAUGUGCCCCAGCAGGUUCACUUACCUAUCCCCGCUGCUCCGGGUCCACUUCGCGAUCCUCCGGUGUCUUGCGCAUCUUCUCCAGGGUCCGGACCUUGCUUUCCGGCGUUGUUAUUACGUCACUACGCACGCCGCGCUGGCGCAGCAGCGUAAUGACGUCACCAGAAAGCGAGGCCCGGACCCUGCAGAAGAUGCGCAAGACACCGGAGGAUCGCGAAGAAGACACCGGAGCAGCGGGACAGCAUCGGGAGCCCCUGGAACAGCAGCGGGAGCGGUGAGGACCUGGUCCGGAGCGGCGGGGACAGGUGAGUACAGCUUCCUAUACUUUACAUUGCACGGAUCCCUCAACAUACGAUAGAUUCGACAAACGAUGGGUCGUUUGGAACGAAUUACCAUCGUAUGUUGAGGGACCACUGUAGAGAGAACAUGCCAGAUUUACUGUAAAGUGCACUGUGUAAAAAAAAAAAAAAAACACUUAAAAGUUGCAAAACAAAAAGGCAAAAAUGUCCCGAAUGCCAAAAUGGGCUGUGUCCUUAAGGGGUUAAUGUUAUGGCUGAUUGUUGUUUACACAUUAUACACAACAAACCAGUAUAGAACCACUUUUUUUAUGUCUAGGAUCAUGUUUGUAAUAUAUUGUAUGUUUUACCUUUGUUUCCUUUUAUCAUGCAAUUUUAUUUACAAAACUUCAAAAAUGGAAGAAAUAAGGUUAAAAAGUAAGGAUCAAGCCAUCGUGACUGUUAUCUUGUAUCUUAUGAGUUUUGUAUGAACUCAGAACCUUAAGCAUUAAAGAGAUUUUCAUUUUAUAAAAAAAAAAAAAAACACAUAAAAGACAUAAAAUUGUAAGCUAAUGAAGUUGCAAAGUUUUCAUU